AGCUUUUCCACUCCACUCCGUGCGCCCCCAACCACGCCGCACACUUCUCGCCGACUUCUCGCGGCCUCCAAAACCCAAAUCCCUGACCGCCGGCGGCGGCGAUGCUCCUCUACCACCGCAUCGUCCCUCGCCUCCUCUCCCUCCCCUCCAGCCCCACCUCGAAGCUCCUCGUCCGCCCCUCCCGCCUCCCUCCUCGCCGCCCCUUCCUGCCUCGCUGCGCCGCGCUCUCAGCGCUCGCGGCCCCCCAAACCGUAGACCACUCCGACGCCGAAGAAUCCGCCGACCACCUCGACGCCGAAGAGCCCCAGGAGCCCCAGGAGCCGCAGGAGGUGCAGGUAAAGCUCCCUCUCGACCGGCUCUUCCUGCCACCGGGGGCGAGCGUGACCCCGGGGGACGAGGAGGUCGUAACCGCGCGGGUCCUCAAGGGCUCCAACAUCGUGCUGGGCACGUACGCGCGGGGCGAUGCGCAGGUGGUUAACGCGGAUUUCAUAAAGAGCAGCGUGCGACCCGAUGACUGCCCCAGGGAUGGGCUGCCCGAGUUCGCGCUCGUCGGCCGCUCCAACGUCGGCAAGUCGUCACUGCUCAACUCGCUCGUCCGCCGCAAGCGCCUCGCGCUCACUUCCAAGAAACCUGGAAAGACCCAGUGUAUCAAUCAUUUUAAAAUAAAUGACAGUUGGUACCUUGUUGACUUGCCUGGUUAUGGAUAUGCUUCAGCACCACAGGUAGCUCGUAAAGAUUGGGAUGAAUUUACAAGAAAUUACUUCCUCAGCAGAGAUAAUUUGGUGUCAGUUUUUCUCCUUAUUGAUGCAAGUAUUCCUGCUAAGAAGAUUGAUCUUGACUAUGCUAGUUGGCUUGGGCAAAAUAAGGUCCCAAUGACGCUCGUCUUCACAAAGUGCGACAAGCGCAAGAAGAAGAAAAACGGCGGCAAGAGACCGGAAGAAAACGUAGAAUGCUUCCAGAGCCUGAUCCGCGAAUAUUUCGAGGCGGCGCCUCCGUGGAUAAUGACGAGCAGCGUAACGAACCAAGGCAGAGAUGAGAUACUUCUGCACAUGUCUCAGCUCAGGAACUAUUGGCGCAAGCACUGACAAGAGGAAAUACAACAAGAGUAGGACUGAAACAAUACCAAACCGCAUUCAGGCGGCAGCCGCACCCUCUGCAAUCAGGAUCUUCACCAACCAAUCCGCCUUGCCUUUUGAGCUGUUGAUUGCCCACGAUUGCAACCAUGAUUACUCAAUCAACAGGCAGACCGACCGGGAAUACAGACAAGCCGCUGAAAUCAACUGCCCUGUUUUCUUCUUCUAUAUUUGUACUACAACCGUACAGCCUCGACGUUUUGUCUUUGUUACCUUCUGAUUAUAAGAUUGUGCGUCCUGUGUGUAGAUUAAAGAACCUCCCGUGUCAGCUAAUCAUCAUCGGGAAUCCCACACGUUUGUUUUGUUA
Molecule: messenger RNA, 1440 nt
Organism: Triticum dicoccoides
Lineage: Eukaryota; Viridiplantae; Streptophyta; Magnoliopsida; Poales; Poaceae
Product: GTP-binding protein At2g22870-like
Exons: 4
Coding region: 102-1085 (327 amino acids)
Molecular function (GO): GTP binding
Source: RefSeq, a predicted model, not a curated record